This is a messenger RNA of Polypterus senegalus (gray bichir), 777 nucleotides long. Its product is annotated as dehydrogenase/reductase SDR family member 11-like. The record is from RefSeq and is a predicted model, not a curated record. The coding region runs from base 10 to 777 and encodes 255 amino acids. The transcript has a single exon. Lineage: Eukaryota; Metazoa; Chordata; Cladistia; Polypteriformes; Polypteridae. Gene Ontology annotation, molecular function: oxidoreductase activity.
CUUAACAAGAUGGAACGCUGGAAAGGCAGAGUGGCUCUGGUGACCGGGGCUUCAGUGGGAAUUGGUGCGGCCAUUGCCCGGGCUCUAGUCCAGCAUGGUAUGAAGGUAGUAGCCUGUGCUAGGAAUGUGGAUAAAAUAGAGAAACUGGAGGCUGAGUGCCAGAGUGCUGGUUAUGCUGGAACACUGUUCCCUUACAAAUGUGACCUUUCCAUUGAAGAGGAGAUUCUUUCCAUGUUUUCUGCCAUCAAGACCCUUCACCAAGGAGUGGACGUAUGCAUCAAUAAUGCUGGCCUUGCCCAUGCAGAGCCACUUCUUUCAGGCAAAACAAAGAGCUGGAGGAAUAUGAUAGAUGUGAACAUUUUGGCUCUUUCAAUUUGUACCAGGGAGGCCUAUCAGUCUAUGAAGGAGCGGAAUGUUGAUGAUGGUCACAUUAUAAAUAUUAAUAGCAUGUCUGGCCAUAGAGUGGUGCCUCAGUCCUAUCUACACUUCUACUCAGCAACCAAGUAUGCAGUUACUGCACUGACAGAGGGCCUCCGGCAGGAACUAAGAGAAGUCAAUAACCACAUAAGAGCUACAGCUAUAUCUCCAGGUUUGGUGGAAACAGAAUUUGCUUUUCGACUGUACAAAAAUGAUCCAGAAAAAGCAGCGGCUACAUAUGAAAAUCUCAGGUGUUUAAAGGCUGAAGAUAUAGCUGCUGCUGUUAUUUAUGUACUCGGUGCCCCUCCAUAUGUACAGAUUGGUGACAUCCAGUUGAGGCCAACAGAGCAGAUAUCCUAG